AUGCCCAUUGGGCUGCUCCCGGAUACCAGUGGUCCCGCAGGCGCCGACUAUUGCAACAUUACGGGCGGGGGGUGCUACGCCAACGAGACGGACCUAGGCGUCGACGGCGCAAAGAACAAGACUUUGUGCGUUCCAGAGUAUACUGAGGAUCAGCGACAGCGGAAAGAAAGCGGUGCCUCGCUAGGUGUCGCCGCGGUCACAGGGGCUCAGCCGCAUUGA
Messenger RNA from Pyricularia grisea, 219 nucleotides. RefSeq lists its product as uncharacterized. Bases 1 to 219 code for a protein of 72 amino acids. NCBI's taxonomy places the organism in Eukaryota, Fungi, Ascomycota, Sordariomycetes, Magnaporthales, Pyriculariaceae. The record is from RefSeq and is a predicted model, not a curated record. The transcript is spliced from 2 exons.